This is a messenger RNA of Wasmannia auropunctata (little fire ant), 1795 nucleotides long. RefSeq names its product limulus clotting factor C-like. The record is from RefSeq and is a predicted model, not a curated record. Gene Ontology annotation, molecular function: protein binding; serine-type endopeptidase activity. The annotation marks the transcript as partial. The transcript has 6 exons. NCBI's taxonomy places the organism in Eukaryota, Metazoa, Arthropoda, Insecta, Hymenoptera, Formicidae. Gene Ontology annotation, biological process: proteolysis.
UUAAACAGGCUGCAAAGAUUUCGAUGCCAUAAUGGACAAUGUAUAACUGGCAAAUUACUAUGCGACGGCAGAGCAGAUUGCAGGGAUUCAUCUGACGAGACAGUGGCCGAAUGCAAAGAGAUUCUGUGUCCUGACUAUGCUUUUCGCUGCAAUUAUGGUGGUUGCAUAAACGGAGACUACGUGUGUAAUGGCAUUCAGGACUGCGUUGAUAACAGUGAUGAAACGCAGCUCCUGUGCACAAGCAUUAUAACAAACAUUCAUAAACCAGUACACAUGUACACAUUACGGCUACCUGGUCGAGCAAAUAAUUCACUUUUAAAUUUAUAUAACUAUACAUGCACAGCACCUCCGCAACCGCCGAACGGUCAUAGGACCUUACAUCCGUCGCCAUGCUCAGGUGAAAAGAAAUGUAACGUUUCUGACGGAACGCCACUGAGAACUGAAACACGUCUCGUCUUUUCUUGUAACUCAGGAUAUAAAAUAAAAGGUCGAGACACAUUCAAGUGCACAGAGAAUGGAUGGGAUGUCCACAUACUCGAGAGAUUUAUACCAGAAUGCGAAAAAAUAAACUGCCAAGUUUUGAUCACUGCAGUCUCUGCAAUCGAAGCCAGAUGUACGUACGAUGACAAAUGGAUAUCGUGCGAAACCAGCAAAACUUUUGUUCCAGGAACAAAAGCAAUAUUGGAUUGUCGAAACGGUUAUCACCCUGAAACUAAUCCACUGUCCGCACAAGGAAACACUGUGACAUGUAAUGCGAAUGGUGAAUGGAAACCAAAACCUAUGCGAUGCGUUUUAGCAUGCGGCAUUCUACCUCCUGAUAUUAAACCGAACAUUGUAGGCGGUAUACGACCAACUAUUACAGAAUUUCCGUGGCAUGCUUCGUUGUAUCGCGAUGAAUCAGACAAGACAAAGAAGUACUUUUGUGGAGCGACUAUUAUUCAAGAGAGAUUCCUAAUAACGGCAGCUCAUUGUGUAUUUGAUGAGAAUACUGGGCAACUGAAUGACGCCAGUAAAAUUUAUGUACUAGUGGGAAAUCUCUUUCGUGAUUACGAUUAUCCCUAUCACAAUCGAAUCCUCGUUAAAUACAAUCAGGUGAAACAUAUUUACAUUGCACGCAAUUAUUUGGGAAUUGUUGGAAAUUACCUUUGGGAUAUUGCGAUAUUAGAACUCGUCAGACCGUUUGUAUGGUCAACAUGGUUGAUUCCAGUAUGUAUAGAUACUGUAAGUGAUAAAAGUGCAGCGGAAGUAGGUUCUUACGGAAAGGUAGCGGGAUUUGGUAGAACUGCAUACGGUGAAACUAGCGCAAUGUUACAAGCUUUGACAGUGCCUAUAAUUCCGUUAAUCCAAUGCAUAUCCGCGAGUCAAGAUGCUAAUACGCGACAAUUUAUCACCAAUGAUAAGUUUUGCGCAGGUUACAGAAAUGGUUCUUCUGUUUGUGACGGUGACAGUGGUGGUGGGUUAGUCGUUGAGACCAAUAAUACCUGGUAUCUCAGAGGUAUUGUUAGUGUUUCCCUCGGCACGAUACAAGUCGGUGGGAUUGCUCAUUGCGACAGCAACUUGUAUACUUUAUAUACAGAAGUAUCCAGGCAUAUUCCAUGGAUACAACGAGUCAUUUCAAAGGUUGAACAAGAUCAGAGACAUGAGUUAUGCUCAAAUGAGUCUUAUACGAGAUGUUUCUAAAUUUAUUGAUAUCAUCGAUUGUUAUAAGUAAUUGAGCACUGUAAAAAUGCAUUUAUUUUGUAUUGUAUACGUCUAGACUAUCGAUAAAUUAUUUAUUGUAAAAGUGUAUACGUUA